UGUUGCGCGUCGACCUUAGGACGACGAUGUGAGGGUGAUGAUAGACCAGCCCGAAGCUGAGUCGGGUGGCAACGCGGUCGGCUUCGUCGAAGGGAGGAUGAAUUGCGCCACCGCGGUAGCUGUCAUGGACAUGGAGGUGUCGGAGGUGCGGGUCGUGCACAAGGGUAGCGGGUACGCGAGCACUCUUCCGGCCAAGGUUACCAUAGACCCGCCGCCGCCGAGGGUAGAAUACGCUGUCCCCGGAGCUACCGCGGAGGCCCAAGCCGUGCUCUCGCCACCUCCGGAGAAGGAAGUCUUGAGGUCGUGGCUGCCCCCGCAGCAGCUGCGGAGAGAGGUGACCGAGCUGCUCCCGGACAACCUCGUGCCCAUGCUGGACCCCUGCCUGGCCAAGUUCUACCUCUCCCCCAUCGACGUGGCGGACCCCAACUACUGCGUUUACUUCGACAAUUCCGAGUUUCAGGUUUACCCCAGUCAAAAGCUGGCUAGGUAUUUCUCCUUCCUCGAUGGGCCCCGUACAAGAUACCCGGUGGAGAAGGAACGCCCGCUGGACGCCUCGGUGUUCCUUCGCUUCGCCGCGUGUGGGGCCGCCUGCGGGUCUACCGCGCACGCCUUCCUGAUCCCGAUCGACGUGGUGAAGACUAGGAUGCAGUCGGAGCCCAAGAGGUACCCGGACACGAUGUCCACGUUCAGGACGCUCCUGAAGGAGGAGGGCGUCGAGGCUUUCUUGCUCGGGACAGGGGCGACGAUCGUAGGGUACGUAUUUUACGGGGGCUUUUCUUUCGGGCUCACGGAGUUCCUCAAGCGGCGCUUCGUUGAGCUGGCGGGCCCAGACUUGGCGGCGCUGUACCCCAUUCCAAUUCUACUGGGCGCAAGCGCCAUAUCGGCCUGCUUCGCGGCCACGGCCGUCACCCCGUUCGAGACCCUCCGCAUCAAGACCGUCACAGUUCCCAACUUCCCCAAGACCCUGGCGGGUGCGAUGUCGGAGAUGGUGUCCACGGGCCGCGCUGGAGACCUCGUUGCAGGUGUCCCGGUCUUGCUGCUGGCCGAGAUCCCCUUCAUGAUGGCCAAGUUCGCCGUGUUCGACGCCUUCUCCAAGCUGGCCUACAACGUCUUCCCGCAGGCGAACGAGUCCGUGGCGGCGUCUCUGGCGAUCUCCCUCAUCAGCGGCAUGGUCGCUGGAGUGGCGGCGUCGUUCGUCUCCCAGCCGUCGGACACCGUCUUCGUCGAAGUUAGCGACAAGGAGGGAGGCAGCGUCGGCAUAAUCGAAACGGUCAAACAGGUUUACAAGGAGGGCGGGGCGGCGGCGUUCUACAAGGGGGCUCUCCCGCGGGCGGCCAAGUCGGCCCUAAACAUCGCGCUGCAGUUCUUCCUGUACGACUCCCUCAAGCGACUCGCCAACGUCGCCCCGGACGACUUGAAGGUUUUCUUCGACGUCAUGUCCGGCUUGGAAAUGGGGGCCAAGAGCGCGGCCGACAUUGCUCCGACCAUCGAUAGCGGCAGAUAGCCCCCGGAUUGUUCAAGUAAUAUUCGUUCGGAUGACUCGUCAGGAGCGCGUGGUGAUACUGGGUCGUCUCUUGUCUCUCUGGUCCUCCCGCCUGCCAAUUGGUGGAAGAGCACCACUUAAUGAUCCCGGCAUACCGUGGACACAAGCAUGGAUUUCUCUACGAUCUCCGCUAGAACAAGAACACCGAAUUAGAUGGGUGGUGGUUCUUCAUUGUUUAUGAGUCUUUCUUUUCCUCCAAUCUCUUCUCCUUGCGUCAAAGACGGCAGAAAGCGUUUCAUAGGCCAUUGCUUUAGACGGGUGCAUGUUGGUGUGAAUUGUUUGAAAACACUAGUCGCUUCUCGGUUUUCCCUGUUCGUAGUUAGGCACGCCGUGUUGGAAGGGUUGCGCCACACCAAACGUCGAUGGGACACACGAGUUCCGCCGCGCAUGAGCAAAGAACUGCGCACAUAGUAGAUAGAAGUGACAAUGAACGCGCGGUGUGGACUUGCGUUUGCUUCACCCCCGAGGUAGUUUUUGGAGCUACGGUCACAUCGUCAAUCUGAUCGUGUUGACUGGCGCAGCAAGUGAUUGGUGGAGUGCCCUUUCGAGGAACAAUCAUGGCCGUUCGAUGGCCGACGCUUCCAAAGUAGAAAAGUUGUGCUGCGUUCGCGGCCGAAGACUGCGGGGUGUUGCUUUCAAGAUGCCCUUAUCUCGGAAUUGGGUCGCUGUUCUCCGGAACAAGAGCGAUUGCGUUGUGUGUGUACGGUGCGGUUUUGUGCGGAAAGUGGCUGGUUGGGUGUGGAUGGCCACCGUGUGUCUCGCUUGUCGGCGUGACGGGAGUGUGUUUGUGUGUUUUGAGUGCGACCUCGCAUCUAGGGUUAGCUUGUGCCGAUGCCUUGGGAAAGUUGCCUGGAACUGUGUCUGCGGCGUACGGAAAUUGUCGGGGGCAGUCGACAAGUGUUCGCUGCGGGACUGCGGGAUAACGAAAUAGACCUGGACCGAGGGUGUGCAUGUGAAGAUUUUCCGAUUGUUUCCCUUCUGGGUGGAAACCGACAUUGCCUACACGUCCAGUGUCAUAAUCGGAAUGUGGUGGAUAGAUGAUACGGUGGAGGGUGGAGAGGACACACAUUAAGGCAACAUAAUGCUCUCUCCUCACAUUUAGUGGUCGUCUUGUAAGACAUUGUGUUUCUUUCUGUCCUCCAUGCCCUCCUUGGUCUUGCACAGCGAAACGACUAGCCUUUGGGGUGGUGGCAGCAGACAGUUUUGUCAGCGGAGUGCGAACCAAGGGGUACAAAGCUACUUGCUGGCGGCAUGACUGAAUAGCCGCUCGACAGGGCGGAGUUCCCGCACAGGUUGCGAUUUAAUGCCGGACUUUUUCCUCUCCCUCUGUUUUUGUUGCUACGCGGAAGAGUGAGAGAGAAUGUAUUUACCGAUAUAUGUAGCGAAGACCUUCGUAGAGAGCGAGGAGACAAGUAUAGGCAACACCUAUAAGAAGAGAGUAGGCACUGCGUCAAGAAAAAGGAUGGACAGCGAGGGGGGGGGCAGGAAGAACGGAGGCUCCAUGAACUCCGCGCACGUGUUUUGCGUCGCUAUGUCGUGCUUCCCGUGAAAGAGGUGAUUUUGUGUCCAUGUGUUUUAAAUAAGUGCGAAAAAGUUAUUCAGGGGGUGCGCAGGGCUAGGGCGGUGAUCUUGUGC
Molecule: messenger RNA, 3178 nt
Organism: Ectocarpus sp. CCAP 1310/34
Lineage: Eukaryota; Phaeophyceae; Ectocarpales; Ectocarpaceae
Source: the annotation of a GenBank genome assembly